This is a messenger RNA of Caenorhabditis remanei, 939 nucleotides long. RefSeq lists its product as uncharacterized. NCBI's taxonomy places the organism in Eukaryota, Metazoa, Nematoda, Chromadorea, Rhabditida, Rhabditidae. The coding region runs from base 1 to 939 and encodes 312 amino acids. Gene Ontology annotation, biological process: positive regulation of TOR signaling; cellular response to amino acid stimulus; regulation of autophagy. Gene Ontology annotation, molecular function: GTP binding; GTPase activity. Gene Ontology annotation, cellular component: nucleus; lysosome; Gtr1-Gtr2 GTPase complex. The transcript has 5 exons. The record is from RefSeq and is a predicted model, not a curated record.
AUGUCGUCCAAGCGCAAAGUUCUUCUCAUGGGCAAAAGUGGUUCCGGCAAAACUUCGAUGCGAUCGAUCAUCUUCGCAAACUAUAUCGCCAGAGACUGCUCUCGUCUCGGACCAACUAUCGAGGUUGAACACGCUCAUGUCAAAUUUCUUGGAAACAUGGUUCUCCACUUGUGGGAUUGCGGAGGUCAGGAAUCUUUCAUGGAGAAUUUCCUCGUCUCACAAAAAGAUCAGAUUUUCAAGAACGUACAAGUGCUCAUAUACGUCUUUGACGUAGAGAGUCGCGAGUUCGAGAAAGAUCUCCGAUACUAUCAAUCGUGCCUUGAAGCACUUCUCCAAAACUCGCCAAAUGCCCAGGUCUUCUGUCUGAUUCACAAAAUGGAUUUGAUCGAAGAAGAUAAACGUGAAGAAACCUUCAAACGCCGCGAGGCCGAAGUGCUCCGAUACAGUGAGUUGGCUGCCACGCCUCUCCAGAACGAACGGCAAAAUGCUGUAUGCCAGUGCUUCAAAAGCAGCAUUUGGGAUGAGACAUUGUACAAAGCUUGGUCUGCAAUAGUUUAUCACUUGGUUCCCAAUGUCGGCACGAUGGAAGAUAAACUUAAGAAGUUUGGAGCUAUUCUGGAUGCUGAUGAAGUUAUUCUCUUCGAACGGGCCACUUUCCUCGUUAUUGCACAUGCUGUGCUUCGAGAACAUAAAGAUCCACAUCGCUUCGAGAAGGUUUCAAAUAUCAUAAAGCAAUUCAAGUUGUCAUGCACAAAGAUGGGUUCGAAACUGGAUUCAAUUCAAGUCCGCAACAGUCAGUUUUCGGCAUUCAUUGAUUCCUUCACGCAAAACACAUAUGUGAUGAUUGUGGUUCCCGACGGCAAUGCAUCAGCUCCGAUGAUCACAAUGAACGUGAAAAACGCGAGAAAGGUGUUCGAGGCGAUCGAGACAAAACCAUGA